GCGGCGGGACCCCCGGGACCCCCGGGACCCCCGGGACCCCCCCGGGACCCCCGGCCGCCAUGGCGGGGCAGGAGCAGGAGCCGGUGACCUUCAAGGACGUGACGGUGUUCCUGAGCCGGGCCGAGUGGGACGCGCUCACGGCGGGGCAGCGGGAGCUGUACCGGGACGUCGUGUCCGACACCUACGAGCUGCUGACCUCUCUGGGUUAUCCAGGCCCCAAGCCCGACAUCCUGCACCGGCUGGAGCGUGGGGAAGAGCCGUGGAUCUGCUCAUCUCCAGGACAUGCCAAGAGCUGGCUGGAGGAGCCUUCCUCUGGCUGGUGGCCCAGAGCCAGCAGGGACCAGGGGCUGGAGCCCUCGUGUCCAGGACCAGGCACGUUUUGGUGUCUCCAGGACAGGAGCUUCCAGAAGAAGGUUGGCUGUCACGAGGAAAGGAGCGAAUUCCCGUUGGAAGCAGACAGUGGAGUGGGGAGCCAAGCCCAGCCAUGGCUUGUGAAGGAGGAAGUGGAGGACAAACCUGGACUCAUGGAAGACCUAACCCACAGUGAGACAUUCCUGCCUCAUUCCACAGUGGAAGAGCAGAGCCUGGAUCCUUGGGAACAGCUGCGGGAUAGCCCUGGGGAGAGGCAUCAAGGGAAUGCCCAAAACCAUGGACACACCUUGGAAGAGACGACGCUUCUCCCGGGAUCCCAGGAGCUGCGGGUGGAGGAGCUGAGAGCGGCGGCGGCGAAGGACCACGGUUACUGCCUGCGGAGCGAGCCGGUCGCGCCCUGCGCCCCGCAGCCCUGCUGCCUGUGGGAACACAACUACUGCCGGCAGCGCCGGGCCGGGAGGAGCCGUGGGGCCAGCGACAUCCAGGCCGCGCGCCGCCGGCUGGCGUGGCGGCAGUUCCACUGGGGCAGGAGGGUCCGGAGAGCCAGGGAGAUCCUGCGGCGCUACCAGCCCUACUGGAGGCUGGGCUUUCCGUGGAGAGGCCACUCCAGCUGUGGCGAUGCCGCGCAGGGGACGAGCCCUGGGGUUUGUCCUCCGAUGGAGGUGGCCGCACCGCGCCAGCUCCGGAGCGCCGGGAACGCCGAGGGGGUGACAUCAGACACACAGUGUGUUCCAGAGGGGAUUUUGGGAAGUGGGGCUUCGCGCCCUCCCCUAAUCCUGGCUGCAGGAGUGGAGAAGAGGGAAAAGCCUCUGGAGCAUCCAAGUGCCAGCCAGGAACUUGAAGGAUGUGCGGAACCCCAGAAAUUGCAGGGGGUGUCGCUCCAUGACAUGUUCCGGAAUGUGAUGAGGACGAUAAGAUACAUACUGGACUCCAUAUGCCAGAAGUUUGAGCUCCAGGGGGUCUCCCAGGGGAAGAGCAUCUGGCCCAUCAUCAUCCAGAUCGACAACUUGGCAGAGAUCAGGAAGUGCUGACUCCCAGGAGGAGAUUGGAAUAGGAUUCCCUGAAGCACAACACUUAAUCCCCCCCAGUUCCGGGGGGUUUAGGAGGAGAAACGUGACAGAGGUGGAUUGAGGGAGGUGAAACUGAGAAUGUGGGGCCUGCCCUGAACUGGAUUGAUUGAGAGGCUUUGGAGAAAAGCAGUGGAAAAAGGGAGGAUUUGUGUGGCUCAAAGGAGGAAAGAAGGAAAAGUGAGCAUGGUAUCCUGAAGUCCUGGAAUGGCUUGGCUUGGAAGGGAUGUUAAAUCCAUCUCUAAAAACCAACCAGGGUUCAGGCUGUGCUCCUGUCACUGGAACUACAGGAAAAACAAAAACCCUCCAACAACAUUUUUGGUGUUAGAACAUCGAGGCAUUUCCUUAUUUCUGGCUGGGAUGUGCAACAGAAAUUAUUUCACCCACAUAUGGCCCAACUGUGCAGAGAAAAUCAUUCCAUGACAUGCAAAGUUUACUCAAUUUUUUCUUAAAACUUUGUGUAGUUCAAAACAGAAAUCCAUUGGUUAAAUGUUCAUUGGUGCCAAAUUGCAGAGUUCUCAGAAUUUGGUUUCUUUAUUGCAGCGGGAUUUUUUUGCCUCGAUGUUUAUUAAACCCUCACUAAUUUCUUUAUCAGCCUUUCCAGCCCCAGAGUUCUGGGGUAGAUGUUCCUUGACGUUUGCUGAUGUUUGUUAUAAUUUUGGGUGUUUUUGGGCUAUUUCCAGUUUGUUGAGAUGUUAAGUUUAUCACACCUCACAGAGGAGAACAGUACCCUCAAAAAAUACUCUCAUUCCUUUCUCCAAGGCAAAGGCAAACUGAGCGUGACUGAGAAAUAAAAUAAAGGAAUUUAAAAAGUUGUA
Molecule: messenger RNA, 2257 nt
Organism: Lonchura striata (white-rumped munia)
Lineage: Eukaryota; Metazoa; Chordata; Aves; Passeriformes; Estrildidae
Biological process (GO): regulation of DNA-templated transcription
Source: RefSeq, a predicted model, not a curated record